AUGGCACAACAGACCAGAAACGGAGGGACUUCAUUAAACAACAACAACGGCAUCGAUAACACCAAGAGGAAACUGUUGAUAGGACUGGACCUAUUCUGCCUGCUACUAGGUGAGUUUCAAAGACAUAUUAGUCCCAACUGUAAACAAAUGAAAUUACUUGACAGCACUGAAUGGUCUAUAACGUGACAAUAACAUGACAAUACUGUCAGACAAUAAUGCCAUCAGGGAAAAGUGUGACCUAUAACAAAUUGGACAAUUACAUAACAUAUUUAACACUUUAAAGGGUGUGACCAAAAUGUAUAAAACUGCGCUCACCAUAAUGGUGCGUUAGUGUGUUAUCAGUGAAAACAGAACAACUGUCAGCGUGUUAUAACAGAGAGAGAGAGGCAGCGGGAGUGGAUACCCGACCCUGAGCAGAGAGAGAGCGAGAGAGUGGACAGAACUCCAUCCAAUAUGUCCAAAGGGACAGGUUACUAUAUUAAAAAAAAAAAGUAAUAUGUUAACAACCUGCACCAUGUCCACCUAACACACUUCGUUAACGUGAUCAGAGUCAGACCGUGAAAUAGACGUCAGACAGUGAAAACCAGGACCACGGGACUACGUUUUAAGUGCCACUGAGAGAGAGAACAUAUUGUGGUUGUUGACAUGAUGUGAAGUGGUCAGCCAACAUGGCAUAUGGCGUCCUAAAGACCACUGUCUGACCGAACAAGACUCUGACUCUGAAAAUUAACCUAACUCAAUUUAUUAAGUUGCAAUUAAGUCAAAUCGUUUAUAAAUGUUAAAAACUCUACAGUUUUCAGAGUCUAUAAUUGGAUAUUAGAUUAUCCCAAUUAACAGUGGGUAAGGUCCCAAUGUGUGUGUUUCAAAUCAAAUUGUAUUUGUCACAUGCACCGAAACAACAGUUGUAGACUUUACAGCUGCUUAUGAGCCCUACCCAAUGCAGAGUUUAAAUUUUUUUUUUUUUUAAAUACUAAUAGUAACACAAGGAAUAAAAUACACAAGAAUGAAGAUAUAUACAGGGAAUACCAGUACCAUAUCACUGUGCAGGAGUAUGAGGUAUGUGAGGUAGAUAUGUACAUAAAGGCAGGGUAAAAUUACUAGGCAUCAGGAUAGAUAAUAAUACGAAUAAAAUAAAGAAGAAAGUAGCAGAAGCAUAUGAUGAGUGUGUGCAUGUGUGUAUCUAUGUGUGCAUGUGUGUGUGUGUGUGUGUGUUUGUGUGUGUGUGUGUGUGGCAUCGGUAUGCGUGUGUGUUUUGUGUGUGCAUAUGUAGUGUAUGUGAAUGCGUGUAGGUUUGUGUGAGAGUGUCAGUGUAGUGUGUGAGUGAGUGUAUUAAAUAGUGUAUAUAUUGUGUAGUAUUGUGAGUGUGCACAGUCAGUGCAAGAUAGGGUCAAUGCAGAUAGUCUGUGUAACCAUUUAGCAGUCUUAUGGCCAGGGGGUAGAAGCUGUUCCUGAGCCUGUUGGUCUGAGAGCCGGGAUGCUCCGGUAACGUUUUGAGGGCCUUCCUCUUAAACAGCCUGAUAUAGAGGUCCAGGAUGGCAGGGAGCUCGGUCCGAGUGAUUUACUGGGCUGUCCGCACCACCCUCUGUAGCGCUUUGCAGUUGAGGGCGGUGCAUUUGCCAUACCAAGCGGUGAUGCAGCCAGUCAAGAUGCUCUCGAUGGUGCAGCUGCAUAGCUUUUUGAGGAUCCAAGGGCUUUUCAGCCUCCUGAAGGGCUGUGUGUGUGUGUGUGUGUGUCCAGGGGGAGAGAUGUUGUAGAUGUUUUGAAGUGCUGUAGCUUGCACAUUUUACUGCCCCUUAAUUAAAUAGCCCGCCAGGCCCUCGCCCCUCCAGCCGUCCUCCCUUUCCCCUAUUGCCCAUAUUACCUUCUAAGAUGCCUUUCCAUCUAUAGAACAGGAAUGGUAUGAAACAGGACUAGUAUAAAAAUAGGAAUGGUAUGGUGUGGAAUUGGAAUAGAAAUAGAACAUGGAAUGUGAUGAUGCUCUGGAGAGCUAUUUGACAUUCAUUACAGGACAGCAUUGACACGGGUCAGGCAAGGCAAUGUCGUGUGUGUGUGUGUGUGUGUGUGUGUGUUUGUGUGUUUCUGAGGUGAUGAUGGCUCGUUUGAACCAUAGACCCCCUUGAGUGUUACCAAUGCCAGCCAUCUCCUUCUCUGUUUCUCUCUCAUUCUCCCUCUUUCUCACCCCCUUUCUCUGAGAGCAGGAUUAGGGAGUGAAGCCGAACUUUACACAUUCUCUCCCAGAACCUUAAAGCAAAUCCCCUUCAGCGGUCCCCCAUCACUCUACAGCAGAUUAACUUUCUUAUUUUCUCUUUCUUUCUUUCUCUCUCUCUCUCUCUCUCUCUCUCUCUCUCUCUCUCUCUCUCUCUCUCUCUCUCUCUCUCUCUCUCUCUCUCUCUCUCUCUCUCUCUCUAAUUGCUUAAACAUGUGUUGUGAGGCAGGGGGAAUGCCUCUCAACUGUAAGCCCUGCUCUGUGCACUGAGAGAUAGAUGGGCAAUUCCACGGUAACAGAAUUACACUUUGAAAAAACAUUAAUUUCAAAGUUUAACAAACCAUACAAAUCUAUGCAGAAUGAUUACUUUGAACAAUUUACACAGAACAUUUCACAAAAACACAUUUACUGGAAGAACUGUGCAGAUGCAAAGUUUGGUAACAGAAUUACAGUAAAAUCUCCCCCAGUUUUGUAUGUGACCACAUUUUCCAAAAACUCUGUUAAAUAUCUGCACCGAAUUAAGAUUCUGCAGAAAGAAUGUGGUGUCAGCUAUGACAUGACACCUUGAGUUUGGAAAAUAAUAUCAGGGUUAUUAAAUUACAGUAGGUGAAGUGGAUUUACGUCCGGUAACGGAAUUACGGUAACGGAAUUACAUCAUGGAUCCCUAAUCUGUACUAUACAGAAAUGUAUUAUUCUCUUCAUGGUGAUGUAUCCUGAAUAGGUAAACAAAGGUAGAAAUUUGCAAUAUCCUUCUUUUGCAUAUUUGGGUAUUAUUCUACACUGGCUAUUAUUGUAAUGAUCUCCGCUCCCAAACAAGACCACAUUUUGGUUGGUCUGGACCAGACCAAAUCUGAAACAAUAAUAAACGUCUAUGUUUCACAAGUUUGGACUGUACAGCACAGUAGAGCACAGGUAGAGGGUGUCAGGUAGCCUAGCAGUUAAGAGUGUUGGGCCAGUAACCAAACGGUUGCUGAUUCAAAUCCCGAGCUGACUAGGUGAAAAAUAAGUCAAUAUGCCCUUGAGCAAGGCACUUAACCCUAAUUGCUCCUGUAAGUCGUUCUGGAUGAGAGUUUCUGCUGAAUACCUAAAAAAUAAAAAGUAGAGUAAAGUAGAUAUGUACAGUAAAAUACAGUACACUGUUCUCUACUGUGCUGUCCAAACCUGUAAAACAUAGACGUCUAUGAUUGGUUCAAAUUGUUCCAGCCAGGGCGGACUGACCUAGUUUCAACUACUUUUCAACAUCGAUGGACGUCCGGUGUCGGUCGGUGCUCAGUGGGUAAGGAUGCUUGUUACAGUAAAUGGAAAGAGGGUAGGUGUCAGUAUGAGAGGUGACAUUAACUGGGGAGAGCGAGAGAGAGAGUGGCAGAGAGUGAGAGGGUGGGGUUGUCCCGACUGUUUUCAUAGUGUUAUUGGCCAUGAGACAACAGAAAGAGAAAGAAAACAGUUAUGAGCUGAACAUAACAGUAUGCCAGUGGAAGGGAAGACAGUAGCAGGUGACCCAACUGUGAUUUCCCAUUGUAGCCAAUUCAAUUGCAGUAAUUCCGUUACAGAUUUUGGGGUAAUUCCAUCACCGAUUUGGUAACAGAAUUACGAGUUUUAAUCACUUAAUAAUUGAUAAACAAACUUGAUAUCAUUAAAAACACAGUAACCAAUUGGUAGGUCUACCUUUACUUGUUACUUCUGUGAACUUUCAUUAUCCUCCUUCCUCAUGUGGGAGAGAAAUUAGAAAAUAUCUUUAAAAUAUGUGGGGUUUUGGUAACAGAAUUACAAGGCACAAGUCAAUGUUUCUUAAACUUACAGAAGGCAAAUCAUUUCUCCAAAACUAAAUAUGUCUUGAUAUUAGUUGGCAGGGGUCUUUACUUCAACAUUAUUGUGUUUUGAUGUAUUUCUAAUACCUUUUACAACUUUUUCUGGUAGAUGUUGUCUAAGACCCCUCUAAGAUCUGUUUGACCAAAACUCAAAGCCUUUGCUUAUUCCAUAGUUUUAGGAUGGAAAAUGGUUGAGAAAUGUAUAUAUGCAUUAAUAAAAAUAAAAAAUAAAUACUCUUAGCUUUCAUUUGACACCCAAUUUGACAUCCUUUUAGAUGGAAAUGUCCAGAUAGAUUGAGAGAGAGAGAGAGAGAGAGAUGUUAGGAAAUGUAGCAAGGGACCAGGGAAAAGCUAAGAACCAUAAUAGCUCUAAAAACUGAUCUGAUAUUCACUGAGUGUAUAAAAAAUUAGGAACAACUUCCUAAUAUUGAGUUUCACCCCCUUUUACCCUCAGAACAGCCUCAAUUAGUCGGGAAAUUGACUCUACAAGGUGUCAAAAGCAUUCCACAGGGAUGCUGGCCCAUGUUGACUCCAAUGCUUCCCACAGUUGUGUCAAGUUGUCUGAAUGUCCUUUGGGUGGUGGAAUUUCUUGAUACACAUGGGAAACUGUUGAGCGUGAAAAACCCAGCAGCAUUACAGUUCUUGACCCACUCAAACAGGUGCGUCUGGCACCUACUACCAUACCCUGUUCAAAGGCACUUAAAUAUUUUCACCCUCUCAGUGGCGCACAUACACAAUCCAUGUCCCAAUUGUCUCAAGGCUUAACAACCCUUCAUCUACACUGAUUGAAGUGGAUUUAACAAGUGACAUCAAUAAGGGAUGAUGCCUUUCACCUGGAUUCACCUGGUCAGUCUGUGUCAUGGAAAGAGCAGGUGUUCCUAAUGUUUUGAACACUCAGUGUAGCACAUUUGCUUCAUAAACAUAGCUGAAUUCAGUCUAGAAACAGUUAAUUUACAACCAGGGAGUUUACAUUUCUAUUGGUUUGUUUAUUGAAAAACCCUAGAAACACACACACUGUUUCAACUAUUUCAUCUCUAGCAUAUAAACUAAGAAACAGAUACACUGUUUCAUAUAAACUCUGUGACAUUCUUUGAAUCCAUGUGGAGUACAUUUCCUCCACAAACCAACUUCUUCCACUUUAGAAACAUAGGCUGGUAUGCACACACACACACACACACACUCUCACUCUGACUCUCUCUCUCUCUCUCUCUCUCUCUCUCUCUCUCUCUCUUUCUUUGUGAUGCUAAACUCAGACAAGCUGUUAGUUUUUGAUUCACUGGCCUGGUUUAGUGGCGUGGGGGUGAGGGAGGGAGGGAUGGAGAGAGAUGAAUCUAGAGAAAGAGAAGAGGAGAUAGAGGGGUUCUAUCAUUGGGAAUGAAAGGGGGGAGGAGGAAUGCGAGUGCGGAGGACUUGAAGAAUGUGUGAUUGUGAAUGGGCUUUGUCCUUACCCGAGUGUGUGCUGCAAGUGUGUGUGUGUGUGUGUGUGUGUGUGUGUGUGUGAGGGCGUCAGAUGGUGAUGUUUAAGUGGCAGGAGAACCUCAGGGAUAAGACAGAGUACUACCUGCCACUCCCCCAACACAUGGAGGGUUCUGGUGAACACAGUCUAGGCAGACAGUUUAUAGACCCUCCUGUUCCUCUUAUAUAAAUCAGAGAUAAUAAAUAAAUCAACUUCUAUACUGUCAGAGAGAACAGCAGCCCAGAGAGAGAUUGAGACAGACAUAUUUACUAUGGAGAGUAAACAGUUGAGCACUAGUCCUUAAUCCCAUACUGGCAGUUGGACACAAAUUACAGCAUCUGCUGAUUAGCAUAGUUGGAAAGAGCAUGCACGCACAUUGAAAAUACACACACGCCACACGCGCACACACACACAGCAUCCCAGGGCUGUUUGAGAGUGGGAGAGUUGAGAUUGCAGAUGUUUGUUAGAAGACAUGUUCUAGGUGGAGAGACGCUGUGGGACUGGAGCACUGUGUGACUGUGUGUGUGUCUUUGUGUGUCUGUGUGUUCAUGUUCGGACUAGAGCUGGGAAGCUAUUCAAGGUUGGCGUCUUUCUCAGAAUAUAAAUUCCAGUUCCCCUCCCUCUCUCCUCUCCACUCUGACUUUUAAUCCAGAUGGCUGCUCAGAAAGCAACAAACAGUGAAAGUAAAUGCUAAUUAAAUGUAGCUAAGCAAAUGUCUGUAUAGCAACCAAUCUUAUUCAUCUGAGAGCAACAUCUCCCAUUAAUUUCCUAAUGUCACUGAAUGAGAUCAUGCCUGUUACCAUGUUACCAUUAGCUGAAUAUGAGAUUUUAGGUAAUGUGUGUUUGUAUGUGCAGUCUGACCUGACGUCAGUCUCUGAAUAGCAUUAGAGUCCAGGGGAAUCAGCCUAUACUAGCGUUAACCUCCUAUAGCUGCUGUUAGCAAUAACCCUUGUCUCUACCUCCCAUUAAGACUUAUAGCAUUACAUUACAGCAGUUUUACCUUCCAACUUUAACACAUUUAAACACAUACAUCACUUUAACCCUAUACUCUACCUCCCCCAGUAUAACAUCAGUAUCCCUCCUCAGCCACUUUAUUCUGACUGACUGACCGGCUCUAUAAAUAUUUAACAGAAUUUCUUACAUUCCUCAUCCGCCAGCAGUACCGAACUCUCUUGAAGUGACAUCUGGUGUAAUUGUGUGUUUGUGUGUGUGUGUGUGUGUGUGUGUGUGUGUGUGUGUGUGUGUGUGUGUGUGUGUGUGUGUGUGUGUGUGUGUGUGUGUGUGUGUGCGUGCCUGCGUGCAUGUGUAGGGGCACUCAGGAAAGGGUGGGAAACGGAAAGGUAAUGUCGGUCGGACGUAGGUGUGUCUCACUUUGCUGUGAAACGUAAUACCGUCCGCGUUCCAGACUCCUUUUCCCUCCUCCCCCCUCCUCCCCCCUCUCCCUCCCUCUACCUCCCUGUAACCCCACUUUGCCAGUCCCCUCCUCCCCUCCUCCCUCUCCCUCGCUCAAUCAGUGGUGAUGGUAAUAGUGGGACUCUGUAGAGGGAGGAAUGUGUUGGGCCUGUGGUAGUAACGGGGUAUAGCUGUAGCUGUGCCUAGUGUGAGUAGUUUACCGGCAGGCUGGUAGGGCUAGUGUUAGCCAGGUGCCUGUUGGAUGGAUGACUAAUCUAACCAUAGGUGGCUCACGUCACAACUGUAAACACACACAAACACACACACACACCAAAACGAUUUUGGGUUAAUUGUUGUGAGUGGUGCUGUUUAUUCUCCUGUAGAACAAACACAGUUGUGUUUACAGAGAGGGUAGUUCCAGGAAGCAUUACAACCUUUUAUGGGUCUACUCUAGACCAGGGCUCUCCAACCCUAGCUGUCCAGGAACAAGGUUGGAGAGCCCUGUUUUAGAGGACACACGCUGACUUGGGCCACACGCUACAGACAGACAGACAGCAGUUAGAGUGGGAGUCAUCAGGCUGAUACGAGAAGAGGAGCUGUGUUUAAACUCACAGGGACUACCGGUAUGUUUACUGACAUCUUUACUUCAGGAGAGAACAUAAACCAUUAUUGGAUUGACUAGAGAUUAUAUAGAAUCUAUGUGAUAUAUUAUGAAUACCCCCACUCAUUUCUCCUCUGCCUCUUCCAUGGCUGUAUUCUGCUGCAGAGGUUGUAGUCUGAGAGAGGACAGGAGGCCUGCAUUGUUAUGCCUGGUAUUUAUUGUAAGCACACACACAAACACACUUGUUCGUGGAUGUUUGCACCCCUGGCUACAUUAUUUACAGUUCUGUGCAUUGAUACAGGGCCACACUGACCUACAGAGCCCUCAAACUCAACUCUGGACGUCGAAGCCAGUUCCACUGUGUUUUGUCAUUGUUCCCCUCUAAUAAGGGACUGAUUUAGACCUGGGACACCAGGUGUGUACAAUUCAUUAUCAGGUAGAACAGAAAACCAGCAGGCUCCGGACCUCAUAUGGUAAGAGUUGAAUACCCCUUGCUGUAGAGGGUCACGCAUGUGGACAUGGUGUCUAUAGUAUACAGGACAUUUCUGGUUUGGUAUUGUGAUAUAGUGGUAUUACGGUUUAGUUGCUAUGGGGUUAGGGUUGGGCCUAUGCGUUUGUUAUGGUAUGGAUUUCUUCUCUAUUCAGAGCCUGUGUUCUGUUGUGUAGAAGGUGAGUUAGCUCCUGAGGCUUUAGCUACAGCAUUACUGCCUUACAUAACUAGACUUAGAUCCUUGCAUGUUGACUACACCAACCUUCAUAUAGGGCACCCAGACUUCCAAGAGUGUGAGUGUUUUUAUAAUCCAAUUGGCAUCAGGCCCAGGCUGAUGUGUGUACCUUAAACAGCCACCUGGUCUCCGUCUACUGGUUGUACUGGUUACGUGACAGCAUACACAAGGGGACGGCAUAUGGCAAACACACACACAUACACAGUCGCAGCUGGUGUUUGAGGCUACUGGUUGUAUGGCUAGAUGAUAAUGAUACACUCCUGGGGUUUCUGAGGCCUCAGGGCUGUCAUUAGAUAGGUUAGUGUAACAGACUGGACAGGCUGUGUGGGUAGUGUAUUUGUGCUUGCCAUAUGCGGUCCCCUUUGUGCAUUCUGUAGCCAGUGGGUUGACUGAUUGAGAGUGUGUGUGAUAGGAAUAAUGAUGACGAUUCACUUGAACUCUCCCCUGCUCCUCUUAUCUUACUCCCCUGUCUGUGUGUGUGGGUGUCUGAUCCUGCAUGUGUCUUUCCUCCACAAACAGUUUUAGAGUGGUCUUGAACUCUUGAUUAUAAUUCCAGGGUGUUUAGCUGUAUGUUCUAAGUGUGGGUUUCAAGUUUAGGUUUCAAGCGUGUGUUCUGUGGAAUUCUGUGUGUGGGCAUCACACAUAAACAUCUGACAGCCCCUUCUGUCUCUCUCUCCAGUCUCUCCCUCUAUUUUCUCUUUGUCCCCACCAUCCUUGACAGGGCCUCAUCUCUCCAUCUCUUCUCUUCACUGUCACACUGGCCCCUCUGGCCUCAAUACUGAUUAUCUCUCUCUCUCUCGCUCUCUCUCUCUGGGGGUGGGGAGAUAUUCACUGUUUUGGGGAACAAUGGUUCUUUUGAUGUGUCUGGACUCUUUGUGCCGCUAAUGAGCACUAAUAGUCCUCUAGUAGAGAGGGAUGGAUGGAGGGGGAGAGAUGGAGAAAGGGGAGAGAGAGGGAGAGAGGGAGAGAGAGAUAGUUCCUCACUUCUUAAUUUAAAAAUAAAAUAAAAAUUAAAAUUAAACUUCUUGUGUAUCUCUCAGUUACUCUUGCCCUCCCUCCGUGUCAUUGGCUGGUCAUUUAGUUGACAGGAGACAAAUGUUACAGAGGAGGCUGUAUGGGUCUAUUUAUCAGACUUUGUGAUUCUGUUGUCUGGAUGUGGUCUUAUCCAGCAAGAGGCUGUUAUAAGGCUGUUAAGAAGAGGCUGUUAUAAGGCUGUUAGUUCUUAUCCUUAUCUCUGACUCUCUCUAUCCUGUUUACAUACAGAGGGCUGUAGAGGAGAGGCUCACUGGAGAACAAUACUGAGACCGUUCACACCAUAGCCGGGAUUUAACACCCAUUGUCUUGAUAGAAACACAAGCUCACACUUACUUACUUGUGUGCUCGCGCGCACACACACACACACACAUUCGUGUACAACUAACCUUGUGGGGACACACAUUUCAGUUCCAUUCAAAAUCCUAUUUUCCCUAACCCCUAAACCUAACCCUAACCUCAACCCUAACCUUAACCCUAACCGUAACCCCAAAACCUAACCUUAACCCUAAACCUAACCUUAGCUCCUAAUCCUAAAACCAACCCUAGCUCCUAACCCUAAACCUAAUUCUAACCUUAACCCUAAACCCCCUAGAAAUAGCAUUUGACCUUGUGGGGACCAACAAAAUGUCCCCACAAGUAUAGUUAAACAUGUCCACGCAUGCACACACACACACACACACACACACACACACACACACACACACACACACACACACACACACACACACACACACACACACACACACACACACACACACACACACACACACACACACACACACACACACACACACACAGAGAGACAGGGGUAGCAGGCCCUGAUCUCUAGCCCAGACAAAGACAGUACACUCUUCCCUUAGUGACAGCUGGAGCUCUGGUGCUCUGAGCCUCUGAUAUCGGGGCCUGGGGGUUAGGACGGGUAGAGAAAAGGAGGAGGGUAGGAGAGGGAAACGAGUAGAGAAAUAGAGAUCAUCAGCUUUCAAAGGGCCUCCAGCCCUACUCUCCAAACCAGGUCUUUGUCCUACAGGGUAAUAAUACCAUUAUAGCACCAGUAGAGGGAUGCCCAGCUGGCCUGACAGACGGCUCUAUUCUAUAUAAUGUUCUUUAUGCUCUAUACUUUACAGUCUAUACUAUAAAGCCAUGUGAUCUGUGUGCUGCUGGGGUCCUAUGGGGUCUCGGGUUUCCCUCCUAAAGCAGAUAUGAUGGCAGCAAUGUGCUGGACUCCACAAGAGCAGGUGGAAGAUCAAAUCAUUUGAACUCUGAGCACAGCAGCUCUGCCUCAGGAGGACAGUCCAAUUCCACAGACGGAUCAUUCAUGGUUUCUGUGUUGGGACGCUCGGUCCUUUCCCAAACUCCGGGCCGUGGGGCUGGAAGACUGAAAUUGUUCCAUUGAAACAGCACUGGAACAGCUCCCUUCUUCAGAUGUCUGCGCCCAGCUGGAGUCGGAGGCUCUAUCACAUCUUCACUUAGAAAGUGUCGGCUGCAGACUCGUGUGUUUGUUGUAAGAAAGUUGACUCGUCGAAUGUUAAUCACCCACCGUUUAUGUAAUUCACUGUCUUUGGGAAAAGUAAAAAAACUAACCGAAGAAUUGCAUCUGGCAGACACUGUACAUUGUGGCACACAGCAGUGAUGGCUGGAAGAGUAAGUAAAAACAUUAACAUAAACAUUAAGAUAAACAACAACAACGACAAAUAUUAACCGUUUCGGAUGUUUUUGACGACAAGCAUUCAAUGCUAGCAUACGGUAGCACAGCAUUCUACGAUAACCGGAAGUUUACAUCCAUCCUGAGAUUUAACCGGAAAUACGUCAUGGUCGCCUGUGCAUAUCGCCUAUUAAGUGUUUGUUGUCAUUCAAGGAUAGACAAAUCGUUUUCAUGCACAUUUUUUCACUUGAGAAAUACUGCACCAAACAUCUUCGUUAGAUGUAAAAUUACGCGACUAAAAGAUCUCCUCGGCAAAAACAUCAAAAUCAAUGACAGAGUUCUUGAGUUAUCUUUAAAAAUUCAGACUAUUUUGGCUACGGGCGUAUCAAGAUGGACAAACUAUUGCCGCUUUUUUCUCGUUUUUCAAGUGAAGGUCUUUUAGGGGAGUAAGCUAGCACACGCCGAGUUCGGCCGAACCGAAGCAUGAGGAAGGCUUAAGGGGAACGUUGAGUUACGUAAUAGCUACUCUCUUCCUUCAGAUCUAAAAACACUUAAGGGCUAGGGAGUAGAGGGUAGGCGUUAAAGAACUAAGCGUACUCACUGCCCCUGUUUUGCUAAAAAGCUAAGAGAUGGGGCUGGAGAAAUGUAACCACUCUCAAAUUCAUAGACAGAGCUAUGGAUGCAAGGACUGACCAUCCAUUAUAUCAAAUGUAUAGUUUUAACCAUGUUUUGAGGCUAUGCAGUGUUUGUUUACAUUUAAGUUGUUUACAAACAUUGGAGUAAAUCAAGCUUAUAUCUUGGGUUCUGAUGGGGUUGGACAGUUGAUCUAAGCUAAUGAGGCAUUUAUAAGUUAUAUUCUUCAAGAAUCAUUGGGUAUAUAUAAUUAAUUUCCAAAAAUUGAUGUAGCAACUAAGGAUUCUAGCAUUAAGGCUUGGAGGUCAGGGGUAAGGGGAGCUGGAGCAAGGACCUCAGAGGCUGUCCUUUGCAGGUGCCUGUCUGUAAAGACCCCUGGCCCAGAGGCUGUCCUAUCAGGUGCCUGUUUGUAAAAGGAUGGUCGUUUAUUGGUGUGAAUAAAAUCUCUCAGAGUAAGCACCCCGCGCCCCCUGCCCUGCCUAGCCCUAACCCUGCCCUUUCACUGCAGGAGAAAAGAGGCCAUUCACACUGUACAGUGCUCUGCUGAUGAAGCAGCUUGUCUCUCUCUCUGUGUGUGUUUGUGUGUGUGUGACUGAGUGUGUGUGUGACAUCAGCAGCUUGCGCAGACAAAGCUCUCUCAAACACACUCAUACACAGAUCAGCUGUGGAGUAGAAUUGAAAACGAGAACAGAGAGAGGAGAGGAGAACAGAGGAAAGGAGAGGAGAAUGAAGGAGAGGAGAGAAGAAGAGAGGAGAGGAGAGAUUGUAGCUGCUAUGCUAAAGCUGUUCAAGUCAUUGGUAGUACAGUAUUUCAGGCUAGCACUGAUCUCGUGUGAGGGUCACUCUCCUAACCCUUGACCCUUAACCCCUGACCCCUGACCUCUAACCUUGCAAAGUGGAAUAGCAAACUCCUAAAGAGUUCCUCAGGGUCCACACAUACAGUACCUUAAUGUCAACGUAGCACACACACACAGACACACACACAAACACACACACACACACACACCAGUGACCAAGUGCAGGGCCAUAUUUAACCCAACAUUCUCUCUAAAUGACUGGGCAGUGGAGUAUCACUAUCUGUCUCUCUCUCUGUCACUUGACUGUAUGCUAUUAAUGCAUCGAUACUGGUAACAGCUAAGCAGCUAAACACCACAGAAACCCCCACUAAUUAUCCUCCACUUCCCCCCUAGUCGUUCUCAGAGGUCCAGUCUCUCUCUCUCACACACAAACACACACACACACACACACACACACACACACACACACACACAUACACACACACACACACACACACACACACACACACACACCCGCUGGCAUUGACGGGUCAGAUCAGAACAAUGCCGCCGGGCUAGCGGACCUGGUGCCCAGCCACCCAUUCUUCACACAGAAUCCUCCCCCUGCCACACACACGCACGCGCACACACAGAUACACGCACACACACACACACACACAUACACACACACACACACACACACACACAGCUUAUCAGAGCAGACCAGCGACCAGGCCCCCAACUCCCCUGGGCUCAGAUAGGCCCUAAUAACACGGUUAAUGGACCAGACACACUAGAGCUGUGGUACCUGUGUGAAUCGGGUUGCUAGGGAGUUUUAACCCUUUGUUUUAAUCCGGAACUAGAGUUUAGCGAACGAUUGGAUUAGCAGACCUUUAUUAUGUCAUCAAUAAGGACCAGAUAGAAUGUUCAGUUCCUCAGAAAGGUGUCAGGUAGCCUACUGAACUCUUUCACCCCCUCCUUUUCGACCUCUCCCUAUAUCUCUCUCCCUCCCAUUUUCCCUCCCUUUUUCUCUCCAGUCUGUCCAGCUUUCUCUGUGAAAGAGCCUUGUCACGAGUACACACGCACGUACACACGCAUGCUAGUGGUGCGCGGGUCAGCUCUUUGUUCAUCCGCACCCGCCCACAAUUGCUAACAACCCAUCCGCAACCGCCAGACUAUAUGUGAUAAAGUGACAAUCUGAGGCCUGCACCCGACCCUAACCCGCUAAUAUAGAAAAUGCGCUAUAGGCUACAGUCAAAGAUGGCGGAAUGAUUUUUUGACAGGGGGUGCAGUUUUUUAGAUAAAGUACAGUGGGGGAAAAAAGUAUUUAGUCAGCCACCAAUUGUGCAAGUUCUCCCGCUUAAAAAGAUGAGAGAGGCCUGUAAUUUUCAUCAUAGGUACACGUCAACUAUGACAGACAAAUUGAGGAAAAAAAAUCCAGAAAAUCACAUUGUAGGAUUUUUUAUGAAUUUAUUUGCAAAUUAUGGUGGAAAAUAAGUAUUUGGUCACCUACAAACAAGCAAGAUUUCUGGCUCUCACAGACCUGUAACUUCUUCUUUAAGAGGCUCCUCUGUCCUCUACUUGUUAUCUGUAUUAAUGGCAUCUCUUUGAACUUGUUAUCAGUAUAAAAGACGCCUGUCCACAACCUCAAACAGUCACACUCCAAACUCCACUAUGGCCAAGACCAAAGAGCUGUCAAAGGACACCAGAAACAAAAUUGUAGACCUGCACCAGGCUGGGAAUACUGAAUCUGCAAUAGGUAAGCAGCUUGGUUUGAAGAAAUCAACUGUGGGAGCAAUUAUUAGGAAAUGGAAGACAUACAAGACCACUAAUAAUCUCCCUCGAUCUGGGGCUCCACGCAAGAUCUCACCCCGUGGGGUCAAAAUGAUCACAAGAACGGUGAGCAAAAAUCCCAGAACCACACGGGGGGACCUAGUGAAUGACCUGCAGAGAGCUGGGACCAAAGUAACAAAGCCUACCAUCAGUAACACACUACGCCGCCAGGGACUCAAAUCCUGCAGUGCAAGACGUGUCCCCCUGCUUAAGCCAGUACAUGUCUAGGCCCGUCUGAAGUUUGCUAGAGUGCAUUUGGAUGAGAAUGUCAUAUGGUCAGAUGAAACCAAAAUAGAACUUUUUGGUAAAAACUCAACUCGUCGUGUUUGGAGGACAAAGAAUGCUGAGUUGCAUCCAAAGAACACCAUACCUACUGUGAAGCAUGGGGGUGGAAACAUCAUGCUUUGGGGCUGUUUUUCUGCAAAGGGACCAGGACGACUGAUCCGUGUAAAGGAAAGAAUGAAUGGGGCCAUGUAUCGUGAGAUUUUGAGUGAAAACCUCCUUCCAUCAGCAAGGGCAUUGAAGAUGAAACGUGGCUGGGUCUUUCAGCAUGACAAUGAUCCCAAACACACCGCCCGGGCAACGAAGGAGUGGCUUCGUAAGAAGCAUUUCAAGGUCCUGGAGUGGCCUAGCAUCUCCAGGGAAAGGGGCCCAUUUAAAAAACCCCCCCUGAAAACAGUGCUCUCUGAUGAAGCAGUUUGUCCUCUUUUCUGUGUGUGUUUGGUUUGGGGGGAAGGAGUGUGGUUUGAAAUCAGCGCUUGGCAGAAAAAAGCCCCCUCAAAUCACACUCAAAACACAGAUAAAGUUGGGGUGAAUUAAAAAGGGCCCCAAGAGGGAAGGAGAAAAAGGAAAAGGAGAGGAAAUUUAAGGAGGGGAGAGAAAAAAGGGAGGGGGAGAGUUUGGGUACGCUAUGCUGUUUUUAAAAGUCGGGUAGAAACCGUUUUCCCCGGCUAGCACUGACUCGUGUGGGGGUUUAAACUCUCCAACCCUUGCCCUUUAAACCCCUUUCCCCUGCCUUUUAACCUUGAAAAGGGGAAAAUACCCAAACUCCUAAAGAGUUCCUCAGGGCCCACACAUACAGUACCUUAAUGUAAAAUUUGCACACACACACAACAAAACCCACAAAACACACACACCACACACAGGGACCAAUGCAGCCCCAUUUUUCCCCCAAACAUUUCUCCAAAAAAUAAAAUUUGGGCAGUGGAGAAAAUCACUAUCUGUCUCUCUCUCUGUCACUUGCUUUUGGGUUUUAAAUGCUCGUUGGUAAAACCCAAAAGCACUAAACACCCAAAAAAAAACCCCCACUUUAUCCCCCACUUCCCCCCUAGUCGCUCAGAGGUCCAGUCUCUCCCCUCUCACCCCAACAAAAACCACACAAAACCCACACCCACCCCCACACACACACACACAUACACACACACACACACCCCACACACACACACACACCCCCCCCCGUGGCAUUGACGGGUCAGUCAGAAAAAUGCCGGGGCAAAAGGGAAAACCCGGGGUGCCCAGCCCCCCCUUUCCUUCACACAAAAUCCCCCCCCCUGCCACACACCCGCCCCGGAAACCCACAGAUACACCACACACACACACACCCAAUACCCCCAAAACCACAACACACACACCCACAGUUUUUCAGAGCAGCCCCAGCGCCCAAGGCCCCCAACCCCCCUUUGGGUCAGUAGGCCCUAAAAACAGGGUUUUAAGGGACCAGACACAAAAGAGCUUUGGUACCUGUGUGAAGGGGUUUGUUUAGGGAUUUUUUAAAAAAACCCUUUGUUUUAAUCCAAACUAGAUUUUUAGCGAACGUUGGAUUAGCAGCCCUUUUAUUAUGUAAAUCAAAAAGGACCGGGUUGGAAUGUUCAGUUCCUCGAAAGGUGUCAGGUGGGGCCUUUACUGAACUCUUUCACCCCCCUUUUCGACCUCCCCCUAUAUCUUCUCCCCCAUUUCCCCCCUUUUUUCUCCCCAUUCGGGCCAGCUUUUUUCUUGGGUGAAAGACCUUUGGGUCACGAGUACACCCCAGGGACCCCACGCAUGCGGGGGUUUUCCGGGUCAGCUCUUUGUUCAUCCGCCACCCGCCCACAAUUGCUAAAAACCCAUCCGCAACCGCCAGACUAUAGUGAUAAAGUGAAAAUCUGACCCCUGCCCCGCCCAAAACCCCAAUUUAUAAAAAUCGCAUGGGCCCUUCAGUAAAAGAUGGGGGAAAAUGUUUUUUUGACAGGGGGGGGGCGGUUUUUAGAAAAAUUUACAGUGGGGGAAAAAAAGUAUUUGUCACCCACCAAUGUGCAAGUUCUCCCGCUUUAAAAAAGGGGGGAAGGGGCCCUUUUAAAUUUUUCAUCAUAGGUACCCCGCAACUAUGACAGCCAAAUUGGGGAAAAAAAAAUCCAAAAAAAGGGUAAUUUUGAUUUUUUUAUAAUUUUAAAUUUAAAAAUUAGGUUGGAAAAAAUUUUUUGGCCCCAAAAAAAAACAAGAAAGUUUUCCGGGCUUCCACAGACCUGUAAUUUCUUUUUAAGGGGGGCCCCCUUGUCCUCUACUUGUUACCCUGAUUUAAUGGCAUCUCUUUGAAUUUUUACAGUAUAAAAGCCCCUGUCCACAACCUAAAAAACAGUAAAACCCCCCAAAAACCCCACAAGGCCCAAGCCCAAAAGAGCUGUCAAGGACCCCAGAAAAAAAAAAUUGUAACCUGCACCAGGCGGGGAAUAUGAAUCUGCAAUAGGUAAGAAGUUGGGUUUUGAAAAAAAAUAAACUGUGGGAGCAAUUAUUAGGAAAGGGAAAGAAUAAAAGACCACAAUAAUCUCCCUCAUCUGGGGCCCCACGCAAAGAUCUCCCCCCCCCCCCGUGGGGUCCAAAAUGAUCCCCGAAGGGUGAGGAAAAAAUUUCCCAAAACCCACAGGGGGGGGCCCCUAGGGAAUGCCCUUUGCAGAGAGCGGGGGACCAAAAGAAACCAAACCCCUCCCAUCAGUAACACAUACGCCCCGGGGAUAAAAUCCGGGCAGUAAGACUUGGGCCCCCUGUUAACCCCAAGUACAUGUCGGGGCCCUCUGAAUUUUGAAAGGGGCCCUUUGGUGAAAAUGUAUAGGGUCAGAUGAAACCAAAAAUAAACUUUUUUUUUAAAAACUAAACUCGUGGGUUUGGGAAAAAGAAUCCCGGGUUUGCACCCAAAAAACCCCCCCAAAAAAAACCCCUUUACUGUGAAGAAAGGGGGGGGGGAAACAAAAUUCUUUGGGGCUUUUUUUCUGCAAAGGGACCAGGACGAUUUAUCCGUGUAAAGGAAAAAAGAAGGGGGGCCAGUUUUGUGGGGAUUUUGAGUAAAAACCUCCUUACAUCAGAAAGGGGCCCUUGAAAAAUAAAAAGUGGCGGGUCUUUCAGCUUACAAUAAACCCAAAAAAACCCGCCCCGGGCAACAAAAAGGAGUGGUUCGUAAGAAGCAUUUCAAGGUCCGGGAGGGGCCUAGCCAUCCCCCCAAUCUAAAACCCCAUAGAAAAUCUGUGGGGGGUUUUUGAAAGCCCGGUUUUUCCCAGGCCCCACCCCCAAAAACAUACUGCUUUUAGGGGGAAAAUCUGCUUUGGGAAGGAAAAAAUUUCCCCCAGCAACAGUUUUGUAAAAACCUUUGUGAAGACUUACAGAAAACGUUUGACCUGUCUCAUUGCCAACAAAGGGUAUAUAACAAAGUAUUGAGAAACUUUUGUUAUUGUGUCAUGAGCCUCUCACUCCACCGGGUUACCACCUUAAUCUUCUUCCACUCUGCUCACCACUCUCUCUACUCAGCCUAACUAGCUCCACCUGUCCCUGCUCUGCUCUGCUCUAAUUACUCUGCCAGCUGCGCUGCAUUACCCACUACCCUCUCACAGUAUUUAUAAGGCCCUGUCUUUCAGUUUCUCCGGUGUCAGAUCGUCUGCAAAGCUCACACCCGGAACCUGUUUGCUCGCGCUUCUGGCUCACCCUGGUUUUGUGACCCCGGACCUGCCUGAUUUUUGGAUACUCUUCUGCCCCAGGAGAUCCAGACCUGCUUCUGCCAUAACGACUCCUGACUACUCUUCAAUCCCGGUAACUCUGACCAGCCUUCUGCCUUGCUACUACGUAUUUGGAUUUCCCUUGAACUGUACUGCUUGCCUUGUUUCAUUCCGCCCUGUUGUGUCUGUGUCUCCCCCCCCCAGGACUUCUGGACCACCCCACCACCGGCUUCAUAGGACGCAUCGCUGCCACUGGGGGGGGCACAGACCCCAGCACAUUGGACGGGAUCCCUGUUACCCCUGGAGCCUUCAUUCACUCCCUACUUCCCCCCUUUUCCCUUAAGUUUUAAUAAACUUUCUGGUGUGACGCAAUUGUGGUCCUCUGGUCGUCUGUCUGAACCGUGACAGUACGAUCUGACCAUUAUGGACUCAGCGCACACUUUCCCCGACAUGGAGACCGAUGAGCAUGAGCAGCAGUUCCAGCAGCAGCAACAACAACUCGCCAUGAUCAUUCAACUCCUCACCAACCUUACCCCAGCCAGUCUGCCCACCAGCCCUGCCCCCGAGUUACCUGCCCCGGUCAUUGCAGCCGCUGCUCCGGAACCCAAGAUUGGAAACCCCGAGCGGUUUCAACGGCGACUCAACCCAGGUCCGGCCAUUCUGACGUAGCUGCCGACUUCAGUUCUCUUGCAGCCAAGGACCUUCGCCACGGAGGGGGCUAAAGUUGGGUAUCCAUCACUCACCUGACGGGCCCGAGCUCGACUCUGGGGAACAGCAGAGUUCGAACGUCAAACCCCCGCAUGUGCAACCUUCGACCUGUUUGGCUGAGGAGAUGCUGAAGGUGUUUGACCUGGGAUUCACCAACCGCAGAGGCGUCCUCGUGAACUGUUCAGUAUUCGACAGGCAGACGUACAGUCGCAGACCAUUCCAUCGACUUCCGAACCCUGGCUAGACGAAGUUCUUGGAACACACCAUCGUUGGUGGACGCGUUCUUCCAUAGUUUGGCUGACUAUAUCAAGGACGAGUUGGUCUCCCAUGAACUGCCUUCCACUCUUGAUGAAGCCAUCGCACUGACUGUCAGGAUCGACAGAAGGAUACAGACCCGUCGUCGUGAGAGGGGGCGCCAAGGUCCACCUACUACCGGCAUUCGGAGAGAUCCGACUGGGCUCCUGUCAUCUACUGCCACUCACCCAGGUCAGUUUGAUCAGUCUGAGCCUAUGGAGAUUGGGCGAGCCUCUCUCACUCCUGCAGAGCGCCAGCGCCGCUUCACCUCAAACCUCUGCCUCUAUUGUGGAGGUGAUGGACAUCGUGUGGUAACCUGCCCUUUUAAAGGGCCGAAGCUCACCGGGCAUAGGGGGAGUCCGGUUGAGUUCUAUGACCAUCCAGUCCUCCGACCGCAAACCCCUGCUGCAAGUUCACCUCCGCCUCUCUGACUCAACUCACACCCUGGCUGCUCUGGUGGAUUUCUGGCGCCGAAGCCAACAUAAUGGACAUCAAGCUGGCACGCCAACUGGGACUGGAGAACCUCCGUUUGACACCUCCUAUUCCUGCCCGGGCACUGGACGGACACUUACUCGGAUCGGUCACUCAUGUCACGGCCCCGGUCUCGAUGGGGUCUGUCCGGAAACCAUCAAGAAACUAUCCAGUUUCACCUGCUCCCCUCUCCAGGCCAACCCCUCAUCCUGGGUUUACCCAUGGCUCGCCGGCACAACCCUCAGCUCGACUGGGUGACCGGGGUGAUCAGGGAGUGGGGAGAGGACUGCCACCGAACCUGCCUGCUUGCUUGCCGCACUACCCCCCCUCGGCCAGUACCUACUAACUCCGCUCCUGACCUCUCCAAUGUCCCAGAAUGCUACCAUGGUCUCAGAGAGGUGUUUAACAAAGCAAGAGCCACAUCUCUGCCCCCUCACCGACCGUACGACUGUGCCAUCGACCUCCUCCCUGGAACAGCCCCUCCAAAGGGUCGUCUUUUAUUCAUUGUCUGCUCCUGAAAGAAAGUCCAUGGAGGACUACAUCAAUGGCUCUCUGUCCGCAGGAUUAAUCCGUUCAUCUUCAUCUCCUGCUGGUGCUGGCUUCUUCUUUGUGGGGAAGAAGGACGGAUCUCUUCGCCCCUGCAUCGACUACAGGGGACUCAACGACAUCACAGUGAAAAACCGUUACCCUCUGCCUCUGCUCACCUCUGCUUUUGAGUUGCUCCAGGGAGCCACUGUUUUUACCAAGUUGGAUCUCAGAAACGCUUACCACCUAGUGCGGAUCCGGGAGGGAGAUGAAUGGAAAACCGCAUUCAAUACACCAACAGGCCACUACGAGUAUCUGGUUAUGCCUUUUGGCCUCACCAAUGCUCCUGCUGUGUUCCAGGCUCUAGUGAAUGAUGUACUGCGGGACAUGUUAAACAAGUUUGUCUUCGUUUACCUGGAUGACAUCCUAAUCUACUCCAGAAACCUGUCUGAACACACCCGCCAUGUCCAGCAAGUCCUUCAUCGUCUUCUGGAGAAUUCCCUCUACGCCAAGGCAGAGAAAUGUGAGUUUCACGUCAAGACAGUGGCCUUCCUGGGGUACAUAGUGGCAGAGGGAAGUAUCCAAAUGGAUCCUGCCAAAGUAUCAGCAGUCACUUCAUGGCCAGUUCCGGAGAACAGAAAGAAGCUGCAACAGUUUCUGGGGUUUGCUAACUUCUACAGAAAGUUUAUCCGGAACUACAGUACCGUUGCUGCCCCUCUCACUGCUCUAACCAGCACCAAGCAACCCUUCACCUGGACCCCAGCAGCCGACAAAGCCUUCAGUACCCUCAAGGUGAGGUUCACCUCCGCUCCCAUCCUCCAGAUGCCUGAUGUGGACCGGCAAUUCAUUGUGGAGGUGGACGCCUCGGAUGUGGGAGUUGGUGCUGUGAUUUCUCAGUGGGCUGCGGAGGAUAGGAAGCUCCAUCCCUGUGCCUUUUUCUCACGUCGGUUGUCCCCCUCUGAGUGCAAUUACGACAUAGGGAACCGUGAGCUGCUGGCUGUGAAGCUUGCCUUGGAGGAGUGGCGUCACUGGCUGGAGGGGUCCACCAUUCCAUUUCUCGUUUGGACCGAUCAUAAGAACUUGGAGUACAUCCGCACGGCCAAACGGUUGAACUCCAGGCAGUCCCGCUGGGCCCUGUUCUUCACCAGGUUUAAUUUCACUCUGUCAUACCGGCCUGGAUCACGCAACACCAAGCCAGACGCCCUCUCCCGUCAAUUCCAGAAGGAUGACACCCCCUCCAAGGACCCUGUGUCGAUUCUGCCAAGUCCCUGCAUCGUUGCAGCUCUGACCUGGGCUGUUGAGGAACAGGUGCUGGAGGCUCUCCGUAACCAGCCAGGUCCCAGCACUUGCCCAGCUGACCGCCUUUUUGUCCCCGAAGACCUGAGGUCCCAGGUCGUUCAGUGGGGACAUGACUCCCGCCUAGCUUGUCACCCUGGCUCCACCCGCACUUACAACCUGCUCGCCCAGAGGUUCUGGUGGCCCUCUCUGAGAAGGGAUGUACGGGAAUUCGUCCAAGCCUGCCCCCAUCUGCAACCAACACAAGUCGUCCUGCCAGCCCCCAGCCGGAUUGCUGCAGCCCCUGCCUGUGCCCAGACGUCCCUGGUCUCACAUCGCCCUUGACUUUGUCACGGGGCUGCCCCCUUCAAGUGGCAUGACCGUCAUUCUCACCAUUGUUGACCGUUUCAGCAAGAUGGCACACUUCAUUCCCCUCCCCAAGCUCCCAACCGCCAAGGAGACCGCCCAGGUGGUCCUGGAACACGUCUUCCGGAUCCACGGACUGCCUAAGGAUGUAGUUUCUGACCGUGGUCCACAAUUCUCCUCCGCUUUUUGGAAGGAGUUUCUGUCACCUGCUGGGAGCCACAGUCAGUCUGACUUCCGGAUUCCAUCCCCAAUCCAAUGGGCAGUCAGAGCGGGCUAAUCAGGAGCUCGAGAAGGCACUGCGAUGCAUGACUUCACGCAACCCCCACUCCUGGUCGCAGCAAUUGACAUGGGUGGAGUACGCACACAAUUCUCUGACCUGCUCUGCCAUCGGUAUGUCCCCUUUCCAAUGUGUUUACGGAUACCAGCCUCCUCUAUUUGCCAGCCAGGAAGAGGAGGUUACUUGCCCAUCUGCACUUGCUUUUGCCCGUCGAUGUCGCCGCAACCUGGUCACAAGCCCGAGCCACACUCCUCAGAUCCGUUGCCAGCUACACUACCGGGGCCAACCGUCGGAGAAUUCCUGCUCCCACCUACCAUGUUGGUCAAAGGGUGUGGUUGUCAUCGAAGAACCUGCCACUCAGGGUGGAGUCGCAGAAGCUGGCACCUCGGUUCAUUGGCCCAUUCCCUAUCAUAAGAGUGAUUAGCCCAACUGCUGUCCGGCUCCAACUGCCUAAUUCCCUGAGGGUGCACCCCACUUUCCAUGUGUCUAAGAUUAAGCCCAUCCAUGAGAGUCCGCUGGUCCCUGCUGCGCCUUGUCCUCCUCCUCCACGGCUCGUCGAUGGUGGUCUGGUUUACAACCGUCCGCCGCCUGCUUCGGUCCAGACGGAGGGGUAGGGGUCUCCAGUACCUCAUUGACUGGGAGGGCUAUGGACCUGAGGAAAGGACCUGGGUGCCAGCUAGUCGGAUUGUGGAUAGGACUCUCAUCACCGCUUUCCACCAACGGCAUCCUGAUCAACCUGCAAUCCGUAGGGGCCGCCCCAGAGGGGUCCCUAACCGUCCUGCCCGCUCGGCUUCCUGUCCUGUGCCUGAUCCUGUCUCGGGACCUGUCCCAUCUCCCGACCACGGCCCUCCGGCUUCCUCCGAGGAUGAGGACGUUCACUCGGACCGUUCGGAGGAGUUCUAGCCCUCCUCCGGCUCCCCUCCUCCCGCCCGGCGUGGUGUUGCUCUUGGGACUUCUGGGGCCGUCCCUUGGGGGGGGGGUUCUGUCAUGAGCCUCUCACUCCACCGGGUUACCACCUUAAUCUUCUUCCACUCUGCUCACCACUCUCUCUACUCAGCCUAACUAGCUCCACCUGUCCCUGCUCUGCUCUGCUCUAAUUACUCUGCCAGCUGCGCUGCAUUACCCACUACCUCUCCCAGUAUUUAAGGCCCUGUCUUUCAGUUCUCCGGUGUCAGAUCGUCUGCAAAGCUCACACCCGGAACCUGUUUGCUCGCGCUUCUGGCUCACCCUGGUUUUGUGACCCCGGACCUGCCUGAUUUUUGGAUACUCUUCUGCCCCAGGAGAUCCAGACCUGCUUCUGCCAUAACGACUCCUGACUACUCUUCAAUCCCGGUAACUCUGACCAGCCUUCUGCCUUGCUACUACGUAUUUGGAUUUCCCUUGAACUGUACUGCUGCCUUGUUUCAUUCCGCCCUGUUGUGUCUGUGUCUCCCCCCCCCAGGACUUCUGGACCACCCACCACCGGCUUCAUAGGACGCAUCGCUGCCACUGGGGGGGGCACAGACCCAGCACAUUGGACGGGAUCCCUGUUACCCCUGGAGCCUUCAUUCACUCCCUACUUCCCUUUUCCCUUAAGUUUUAAUAAACUUUCUGGUGUGACGCAAUUGUGGUCCUCUGGUCGUCUGUCUGAACCGUGACAGUUUGACCAAAUACUUAUUUUCCACCAUAAAUUUUUAAUAAAUUCAUUAAAAAUCCUACAAUGUGAUUUUCUGGAUUUUUUUUCCUCAUUUUGUCUGUCAUAGUUGACGUGUACCUAUGAUGAAAAUUACAGGCCUCUCUCAUCUUUUUAAGUGGGAUAACUUGCACAAUUGGUGGCUGACUAAAUACUUUUUUCCCCCACUGUAUGUUUCUGCUUAUAAUUUCCAACAUUUUGUUAUGCUAUUUGUUAGUCAACAUGUCUAUAAUUAGAUACAUGUAGCUUCUCUUCUGUCAUUGUAUGUUGCCCUAGAAGACUAAAUAAUCCCUCGCUCACCAGAUUGUCAUAAAUCGAUAGAAGGAAUGCUUCAAUCUAGUUUACAUCGGUAAAGUUUUCUCUGUCAGCUGGAUGAGCUUUUUGUAGUGUUGUUUUUGAUCAACUUCACCCCUGAUUCAGAGGGGUUGGGUUAAAUGCGGAAGACACAUUUCGGUUGAAGGCAUUCAGUUGUGCAACUGACUAGGUAUCCCCUUUUCACUUUCGCGAAGCAAAGACGUUUAGGAACCGGCAAGAAAAUGCAAUAACAAAAAACAAAAAACGGGAACGAUUUUCUGUGCAAAUUCAGUUUGACCGGUUGUAAGGAAAUAGAAAGCUGUGAAAACGACCCAUUAUUUUCUGAUAAGAUUUCAGUGGGCCUUGGAUGCAUAUUUUAUGUGGUUGAAAUACUAUCAGCGCUUAUGAUGCUGAUAAAGAUAGCACCUCACAGACGGUAUCUAACUGAGCAUUCACAUUCUUUCAAGAUGUUCCCGAGUAAAAAUGUUGCCUACAUUUGGUGUAUCAUUUUACUGCAAGAAGUCCUUAAUUUUGCAGGAGUUAAUAUUAAGGCUAUGUGAGAGGUUAUAGACCUACAGUCUAUAUAGAUUUCAGUUUCCAUUUAACCCAUCUGAACAGUAGACAUCUUGAACUUCCCUAUUUGCAGUCCCCAUCCUGUGACUGUUGAAUUUGUAUAUCGCCUCACAAUCAUCACACAUAACAUACUGCUAUCAUCCUCUUUUACCACUUCACCAGCUCUUUCCCAAACAUUACUUUUCUGGCCCUCCCUUCUCUUUAUUUUCAACUCUCCAUUUUGCAGUUUUUCUCUUAUUGAAUUAAACUCCGACAUUGUUAUUUUUGCCUCCGUGGAUUGACGUUAACUUUUUCUGCCCGUUCCCAAAAGCAUUUGGCGAUUGGCGUGUAGGCUAUUUGGCACGCGUACAGUUAGGCCGUAAAGUUUAGGCUUACGUACUGCCAGUUAGCCUAAAAUAAUGAAAGAAAAUCCUCAAAGUAGCCUAUAGAUAGAUAUAAAUUGCACAAGAACGAUACAGUUAUAAAUUUUUUAAGGUAUUGUUGUUUUGUCUUUAUUCAACCCACUAGACACCCACCUGCCCUUCAUCCACACUUUAUUUAAUGACCGUGCAUCACUAAUGUAAGUGCACACACACAUGCACGCACACGUAGUUGCAUGUAUACUAAUGCUGAGCUGAUCCAUCUUCAUGCAGAGUUGAGACAGAAAAGGAGGAGAAGAAGAAGAAGAGGAGGAGGAUUAUAGCUUUAAUAGACUAGUAGGGCGAACAGGGUCAAACCCUUUAGCCUCUUCCCCUCCCCCUCUAUCCUUGACCCCUGUCUCCGCAGUCAGGGUUAGGUAUGACUGAGACAGAGAGACAGAAGAGGAAAUCCUCUGUUUAGAGCAGAUCACAAUGCUUCUUCCUUUCCUCUACUCCUCCCGUCAUUCACCCUCAUUCACCCCCAUCCACCCCCUUCCCUUUCUCCUUCUUUCUCUCCCUCCCUCCCCUCCCUCCCCUAGUGAUCAGGGUGUAGUUCUAAUUCUGCCUGCCUGGGUCUAAAGCCCUGUAUAGUGCCACUAGAGUUUCAGAGAGUCCUCUAACUGGCAGCACCAAAAUUAACCACAAAGCCAAUCAAACAGGCGCAGGCUGUAAUCUCGCUCAUACACGCUCACACACACACACACGCUCGCACACGCACACACGCACACACACACGCACACAGACACCCACACACCUAUAGACCUGCGGUUGGCAAUUGCCCAUAUUGUUGUAAGUAGAUUAAAAGUUGGAUAUUGGAAACAUAAUUGUGUGUAAACAGCUUUCUUCCCCUCUCCCUCUCCCGUUCUCUUACUGUGCACUCGCUCUCUUUCUCUCUCUCCCGCUCUCUCUCGAAUGUGUUCUGUGGGUUCUCUCUCAGUCUAGAGGAGAGAAGUGCGUAACAGAAUCUGAUAAGACUAAUAGAAACUUUCCACUGAGCACCACCACCAUACUGCUCGUAAAACCACCCACGUCCCUCUUCCCUCCUCCCUCCAUUCUCUCCUCUGUCUCUCUCUCCAUCCUUCUCCUAUAUCUCUCCUAUUCCCGGCCGUCUCUGGAUGUGACCCCAUGAAAGACCUUUUAACUGACUCUCUAUUUAAUUCACUCAAGUCCAGCUGGGCUCUCGCCAACAGCCCUGCCCACCACCUCUCCCUCGCUCUCACUCACUUUGGGGGGGAUGGUGUAAAGAGAAUGCCUACAUACCAGGCUGCUGUCAUAGAGAUGGCAUGGUGGGCAGGAUAAUACAGGACUGGCAUCUCAGCCAGAUCGCUCAAGAUUGACUUCGAAAUUGGCCGUCUGUCCAUGUCCUGAGGACAUCGGGAAAUGCCUUCAAAACCGGCCACUAGGGGCAACAGUGAGCGUUAUUACCAUCAAAUAGGUUUGGGUUUUGCUAGGGCGUCGUGGACGGGGGUGGCAGAUGGGCUUAAUCCCAUGACUCCAUAGCCGAAGGUCGUGUGUUCAAUCCCAGUGGUAGACACUCAUUUUUAAUUUUAAGCCUAUCCCUAACCUUAACCCUUAAGUUAACCAGUCGGAGUGAAUGCCUAAACUUAAUGUUUAACCCUAUCCAAAAACAUGAACUCUUAACUUGACCAUUCAGAACAAUGCAGAGCAAGAGGAGCAACCCAAUUUGAAGUUUGACAUUUGGAGAAACGUGGAUAAACGUUAAAAUAUGAAGUUAAAUUGAUAAAACAGUAAGAUCUUGUUGGGCAUCUACUGGGCAGAGAGAGGGUGAAGGGAGAGAGAGAGAGAGAGAGGGGACACAGCACGGACAGAGAGCCUUUUAUAAACAGGCAUUCAAGGCAGAGAGGAGAGUGUCCGACAACAGCUUCUCCUCUUUAUCCCACUGCUGCCCCCCUCUCUCUCCCUCUCUCCUCUUCUGUUUUUUUUUGUGUCCCCCUCUUGAGCUUCCCAGCUCUUUGAGUGGUUUAGGUGGGUUAGUAGAGGUCAGUGUGUGUGUGUUUCCCACGUUUGUUAAGCCCAUGACCUCCUUUCACUCCUCCUCAUUAGCAUGUGAAUCCCCCCUCCCACGAGGACCAGGCAAGUAUGACGGGAGAGAGAAAGAGAGCGAGUGAAAGAGGGAGAGAGUCCUCAGAAUGGGCUUGGCUGUUUACCAUAUGGAUCUCUGGAAGUCUCACAGGGUGUGUGUAUCGAAAGUAAGCUCAACAGAGCAUUAAGAUAACUAUCUACAUGUGUGACAGAGACCUUGCCUGGCUACCCAGACUCCUUGCUUUGGCCAAACGCAAUGCCAUGCCCAUUAGUUUCUUCUCCUCGAUGAGUCUGGAUCUGAGUGCAGGUUGGCAUCUAUUGUCAUGAAUCUUGCCCUGUAGGCAGCUCUGUAGAGUGGUCACUAGCUGGCACAGCCACAAAGUCAUUUUUACAUUUUAGUAAUUUAGCAGACGCUCUUAUCCAGAGCGACUUACAGUUAGUGAGUGCAUACAUUUUUCAUACUGGCCCCCCGUGGGAAACGAACCCACAACCCUGGCGUUGCAAGCGCCAUGCUCUACCAACUGAGCUACAGGGGACCUAUAACAUAUAACAGUCAUAACAUCUGAUUUUAAACCUAACCUUAACCAUAAUCUUAAAGGAAAAUUCCCCCCCAAAACUGUAUUUUGGUAUUUAUUUCAUCAGGUUUUCAAGAUAUAUAACAUUCAAAAUACAGAAAUACAGCCAGUAUGAUGCAUUUUGCAUCAUAUGAUGUUGCGUUUUGCGUCAUAAGGUGCUGCAUCAUACCAGCAGUAUUUCUGUAUUUUGAAAGUUAUAUAUAUAUAUGAAAGUUAUAUAUAUCUUUAAUGUAGAACAUUGUGGGACUAUAUCAACAAUGGACUAAUGAAACAAAUACCAAAAGAUAGUUCCUGGGUGGAGUUUUCCGUUAACCACACUGCUAACCGUAAUGCCUAACCCUAACCUUAAAUUAGGACCAAAAUGCAAAUGUUUUACUAUAUAGCCAAUUUUUUAUUUGCAGCUGAGCCCAUAUAGCGGAAAUCGCUCAGUUCUGCCUUCAGGGCAAGAUUCAUGACAAUAAACAUCAACCUGCGAUCUGAGUACCUCCCCGACCCUUCGCCGAAUGCGAACACAUUUGGGGCCGUCUGAUUGGUCCAAGAACCGAUGGGUUGGGCCAGAGCCAGAACACACGUGGGUAAAGCGGCAGUUUGAAAAUCCAUCAUUUGCUUUGAUACUCUGAUUGGUUAGAGACGAUGUAAUCGCUGAUGACUUUAUUUUGUACAACGCCCCUCGUGCCACUCGUCACAACAAACGACUUCAAUGAUGCAGUCUAAGACUAAAGUAUGUAGCGAACGACAGAGCAGCAGAAUAAUUUAGUGAGUCGUUAAGGCUAAGAGCGACGCCCACUCUCAGUUUUUGCAGAUUACCUCUCUGUCUACUGCCCUGGACCAUUCAGCUGACUAUAGAGACAAAGAGUGGAGGGAGAGAAAGAACGAGGGAGAAGGAGGGAAAGAGACACUAUAACGGACAGAGUAGACUGACAGACUGUACAACUCUACGUUUUCUAAACGAGCUAACUGUAAUAAUAAUAUGCCAUUUAGCAGACGCUUUUAUCCAAAGCGACUUACAGUCAUGCGUGCAUAAUUUUUUUUGUGUAUGGUUGGUCCCGGGGAUCGAACCCACUACCUUGGCGUUACAAGCGCCGUGCUCUACCAGCUGAGCUACAGAAGACCACUCUAGUAGUACUCCUCUCCACUCAUCCAUUUAAUGGGUUUAGGUCAACCCAAACACUAUAUAGAAAAGCAGUACAGUAAAAUAUCAACAGGAGGUUGUUGAGGAUGUAAACAAAUGGUUUAAUGAAUGUCCUGAUAACCACUAAUCAGCACACACUGUGUACCAGGUAGAGUAGUCUUCUCUCCACAGGUCACGGUAAGUUGACUGUGUGUUGCGUGCUCAGGUGUAUGGGUCUGAGAGUUGCCCCAGGUGUGUGUUGACCUGUGUGUGUGUGUGUGUGUGUGUGCAGUCAUGCUGCCAGGCCUGGUUCUCCACCGGUCCUCAGUGCGUCCAUACCAGCGUGGAUUUUACUGCAGCGACGUCAGUCUGCGUUACUCCUACAAGAGCUCCACCAUCCCCUCGUCCGUUCUCACUGCUGUGGGGCUCAUUGUGCCCAGUGUGGCCGUAAGUCUGCCCCACCACGGAGCACUGCCUGGGGAAGGCUGGGAGGAGAGAGAGGGUACGCCUGGAGGUCUAGAGGUCUGCAUGGUCAACUGGGUCAGACAGAGUGACCAUAUUAGAUUAAAGAUUUAAACAUUGGUUUAGGUUUGGAGUUAACUGGGUGGUGAUUCAAUGACUAUCUCUGGCUGAUUUGAGCUCCACCAACUGUCACUCUUCUACACUCAGAAGACCAUGUUGGACCAACCUCUGUUUCUCUCUCCUCCUUUGCUAUCCCAUGUUCCCCUGGUGCAAACCGCCCUGCCCCUUCCCUCGACCUCCCGUUUGUGUCCAUGUCACUAACCUUAUGUCUCUCUCCCUCCCUCCCUCUCUAUCUCCCCCCCUCUCUCUCUCUCUCUCUCCUCUCUCUCUCUCUCUCUCUCUCUCCUCUCUCUCUCUCUCUCUCUCUCUCUCCCUCUCUCUCUCCCCCCCUAUCUCCCCCCCCCCCCUCUCUCUCUCUCUCUCUGUGCAGCUGGCCUGCCCUUCCUGAUAAUAGAGUCUAGCACCAUACGGCCGUACCAGAGAGGUUUUUACUGUUCUGACGAGUCCAUCCGGUACCCAUAUAAAAAUGGAGACACUAUCAGCGAUGCUGUGCUCUGUGCUGCUGGCAUUCUUAUUGCCAUCCUCUCUGUAAGUCUACCUCUCUUACUAUCUCUCCUUUUCCCUCACUUCAUACUCCAUACUCAUCCCUUCCUGUCUGUCUGUCUGUCUGUGUGUGUGUCUGUCUGUCUGUGUGUCUGUCUGUCUGUCUGUCUGUCUGUCUGUCUGUCUGUGUGUCUGUCUGUCUGUCUGUUUGUGUUGUUUCAUGUGUUGUCUGCUCUGUGUGAAGUAAUUUUCCAUCGCCAUACCAGCAUUGGCUCCAGACUGUUUCCAUUCUUCUGAUGAGCAAGGGAGGGUGUGUGUGUGUGUGUGUGUGUGUUUGCGCUUGUGUGUGUGAACCACACACUCCUGGUUUGAGCUGUUGAUGUGAUACAUUACAUUCCCAUGCCCAUUGUUGCCUGCCCUCUAGGUUUGGUGCCCCCAGUGCCCACACACACCGAACACACACACCAGACACACCCCGCACUGUCCUAGCCUCCUCUACUAUAUGAGACCCCAGACUGUACACUGUUGGCGUCUGCCCUCAUGGUGGUACAAUCUAGCUACCAGCUCAGCGCUUCUGCUUAUUCAAACCAGGAGUGUGUGUGUGUGUGUGCGUUCUCACAGCUCAUGGUGUAAGCUGGCAGAUUUCACACAUCUGUAUAUCAUUAGUGGUGUCUCCUCUGAAUCUGACACCAGUCCCACUCGGACACACACACAGGCAGACACACACACACACACACACACACACACACACAGUCUUGUACAGCUAACCUUGUGGGAACACACAAUUCAGUCCCAUUCAAAAUCCUAUUUUCCCUAACCCUAAACGUAAUUGUAACACUAAUUCUAACCUUAACAAAAUGUCCCCAGUUGGUCAAAUUUGAGAGAGAGAGAGAGAGAGAGAGAGAGAGAGAGAGAGAGAGAGAGAGAGAGAGAGAGAGAGAGAGAGAGAGAGAGAGAGAGAGAGAGAGAGAGAGAGAGUUACAGUAAAUCUCUAGCUGUCUCAGAGGAGGGCAAAUCAAUAUUAUCUGAGUGGAGGACAGAUAUAGUGAGAGGGUGGGUGUGGGUGGGUGGGUGUUACAUAGAGGGCUGUGUGUGGGCAUUCAGAGUUCCAAGGGGUCCGCAAGGGGAUGGCAUGCCCCUGUGUCUCUUGGGGGGGGGGGGUAAUCUGUACCCCACCCCUGCUAGAACAGCAGCUCUAGUGUUACAACAUCACUGCAGGACUGUAUGAGACCGAGUUAACCCACUGAGCUAAGGCCAGAGCCAUAGAUAUAAGCUCUGUUAUCUCUAUCUAUCUCUGUUAGAGGUGUCAUCUGUCCAUCUCAUCCCCUCCUCCAUCCCUCCAUCAGCUCCUCUGUUAUUAAAGCCUCGUCAUUAGUUAUCAUAACAGUGGUGCCUGAGGGAACGGCAGGCCAUGCUCACUCUGUCCAUCUCUCCAUCUCUCUAUUAUCUAUUCAUCAUCCUCACUGUCUCUGUCUCUCCACCUUGUCUCCAUCCUCCCUGUUUUAUCCAUGUCUUCACUUACUCAACAUGAGAAUGAUUAACUAUACAUUGUCACUGUGUGCAUGUGUGUGUUUGACCUAACUGCAUGGGAGUUGACAAUAUCACUCCUCGGAGCCUCAUCAAGAGUUUGUUUGUAAUGUUCAAUUCCUUUCACCUUUUCAUUCCAAAUCCUCCUCUCAUCUCCUCUCCUCUUCCCUCCUCUCUCCUCCUGUCCCCUCUCCUCUAUAUAGAUUGUUAUGGGAGAGUGUUACAGGAUUCACCAACGAAUGGAGGGAUCUAAGUCUUUCAUUGGAAACCCUUAUGUCUCAUCUCUCUACAAACAGGUGAGUACCAGUAGAGGUGUGGGAGGGUAGAAACGGACCAUAAAUGAUACAUUUCAACAUUUGUAUUGUUUUCAUGCUAAUAGUUAUACAUGAUGGUACUAAUGGUUGUUUGCAUCCUCCAGGUUGGAGUGUUUAUAUUUGGCUGUGCCAUCAGCCAGUCCUUCACAGACAUUGCCAAGGUGUCAGUGGGCAGGAUGAGACCUCAUUUCCUGGACGUGUGUAAUCCUGACUGGUCAGCCAUCAAUUGUUCCCUCGGGUACAUCACCUCCUACACCUGUAAUGGCCCUGAGAGCAAAGUACAGGAGGCCAGGUCAGUAGAAACACACACACGACACACACCAGACACUGAGUCCUAGCCCCCUCUACUAUGUGAUACCCCAGACUGUGCUCUGUUGGCAUCUGCCCUCAUGGUGGUACACAUGUAUGUUUGUUUUUCAGGAAAUCCUUCUUCUCUGGACAUGCCUCCUUCUCUAUGUUUACUAUGCUCUACCUGGCUGUGAGUAACACACACACACACACACACACACACACACACACACACACACACAAACAAUGGAGUGCAGAUGACAGAGGGCAUUAUGGGAAGUAAGUUUAUUGAGCUGCAGGAUUAAUCUGCCCAGUAAAAAAUACCUUUGUUCUCCCUCUACCCCUCUGUCCACCCCCUCAGUCCCUCUAUCCCCCCUCCCUCUAACCCCUCAUUGCGCUCUGUCUCUCUGUCUCUCUCUCUCUCCCUCUCUCCCUCCUUCCUGCUCAUAGUUUAGUCAGACACUCUGAAGUCAUAUUCUCUUUUCCUUUCCAUGGAUGGAUGGAUGAUGGAUGGAUGGAUGGAUGUACUCCACCUGUUUUCCGCUUAACAGCUGAACACACUUCCUCUCUCCUUCUCUCUCUCUCUCUCCCUCUUCUCCUUCUAUGACGGAUGUGAACCCUACCUCUACUCUGCCUGCUAGACUAUCUCCUUCAGCCUAGCUGUCUCGUCUCCAUCUCUCUCCUUCUCCGUCUCUCCUCUGCUACGCCUCGUCCGCUCAUACACACUUCCUUAUCCUUCUCUCUCUUUUUCCUCCUCCUAGCCCUCUCCUCCUUCUCUCUCUCUCUCCCUUCCUCUCUCCUUCUCUCGCUCUCUCCCUUCCUCAUCUCCUUCUCUCCUCUCUCCCUUCCUCUCUCCUUCUCUCUAUGUAUCCCUUCCUCUCUCCUUCUCUCUCUCUCCCUUCCUCUCUCCACCUGUUGUGGUUUAUUGAUCAGUCUUCGUGCCCCAGGGGGCCUCCAUGCUUCCAACACACUAAUUAGUAUUACAUCCACCCACCCCCCCUCCCCCCCAUCUCUUUGUCUCUCCCUCCCCUCUUUACCCCCGCCAUCUCUCGUUCCCUCUUCCACUCUAUUAAGAAUGCAGAUAUUUCCACAACUAUGCUCACUACUGACCCAGUGUGACUCAGUCAGUGUUUUGGACUGGGCUGGGAUAGGCUUAGCUUGGCUGAGCUGGGUUGUACAGGCUUUUGGGUGUGCAUGGUUGGCCCAUGCUUCCUGGAGUAUUGUGUGGUAUUUUGUGGUGAGCUCUGGAUAUAUCCCUGCCUCUCUCUGACAGCCUCUCGGUUAGAAUGGAGUGUAAAAGAGGGAGAGAAGGAGAGAGGUGGUGCUUUCAGACUGCAGGCUUGAUAUUUAAACCACAAACAGAGAGGGAAGAGAGCGAGGAGAGAAUAGCCAACUCUCCUAGGAAAUAUAAACUGACCAACAAGUCAGUUUGUACAGUACUCACACACACAGCGACACUCGCAUCAGCACACACUCCGAGGAUUCUGUUUUUCAAAUAGAGGGCUAGUAAACAAUAUUACAGGCAUUCUGUGGUGGUGCAGAAUGAUGGCAGGAAAUCUCUUUCUCUCUCUAUCUCUUUCUCGGUUGUAUGUUUUAUAUCUGUCCCAGAGUGAUUAUGGGAGUUAGAGAGAAAGCGUCUCUCUUCUUGAGUACAAUUCUCUAAGAAACCACUAAACUUGGGAGUUUAGAGAAUUUGUUUUGUGUUUGUGUCCUGAGAAAUAAAUAAAUAAAAACAUUUAUCUUACUCACACGGAAGCCUGUAUCUCUCUAGGACCAGGAAUGGAACUCCAGCCUGUAUCUCUCUAGGACCAGGACUGGAACUCCAGCCUGUAUCUCUCUAGGACCAGGAAUGGAACUCCAGCCUGUAUCUCUCUAGGACCAGGACUGGAACUCCAGCCUGUAUCUCUCUAGGACCAGGAAUGGAACUACAGCCUGUAUCUCUCUAGGACCAGGAAUGGAACUCCAGCCUGUAUCUCUCUAGGACCAGGAAUGGAACUCCAGCCUGUAUCUCUCUAGGACCAGGACUGGAACUACAGCCUGUAUCUCUCUAGGACCAGGAAUGGAACUCCAGCCUGUAUCUCUCUAGGACCAGGACUGGAACUACAGCCUGUAUCUCUCUAGGACCAGGACUGGAACUACAGCCUGUAUCUCUCUAGGACCAGGACUGGAACUACAGUCUGUAUCUCUCUAGGACCAGGACUGGAACUACAGCCUGUAGUGCUCUAGGACCAGGACUGGAACUACAGCCUGUAGUUCUCUAGGACCAGGACUGCCCUUGCCACCGCUACAGUAGGCCUAGUAAACAUCAUGGCUGACAAGGACAGACAUUCCUGUCUUACUCUCUUCUUUUUGCCUGGUCUCCACCUUUUCCCUCCUUCCCUUCACCUUUCCCCCCUGGACCUGCGGACAGGGGCGGACUUAGUGACUUGUCUGAUAAUCAAUUGUUAAUUGAUUUCUGGCUGGGCAAAUAAGUGGAGGUGGUAGCUCAUUUUUCUUGUUUGCUCAUCACUGAUCAGAAACAUUUAGCAUGCAAUAAUGUAAUCAAUUGUAUAAUUUUCCUCUUGACUCUUGUAUAGGCUAUAGUAGCCUUAUAUAAUCUAUCCACCAUCGAGCUGUGAGAGCGCGUCCUGUUUUAUCUGUCUUAACGUAACUUACUUCAAUAUAUCUCAAUCAAUCAUUCAUUCAUGUCAUUACACAGCAUACGAGUCAUUCAUGCCUUUAAAUAGGUGGCUAUUAGAAAAAUGUGGAUUAUAUUAAUAUUGAUAUGUAUAGAAAUAAAUAAUUGAUCUAUGAUGAAUUAUUAUUCGUCUGUAUGGGAGCGGGGCCUCGUGCGGAGAAAUUAUUAUUAUUAUAUAUAUAUAUUAUUACUAGUUUUAAUUUUUUUAUGCCCAGUUCACGAAGUCCCAGAUGAUGUCAGGCCCGAGGCAAUUGACUCUUCUGCCUAAUGGUAAGUCUGCCACUGCCUGUGGAAGCCAGAACUCUAAACAUCCCUGAGAGGAGAGAGAGUGCGAGGGAUGGGAGGGUUCCUUCCUCUCCUUCCUCGAAGACAACAAUAAUGAUGAGCUUGUCUUCCAGGAAGAGCCAGUCAGCCUCCUCCAUACCUUCCUCUGGGAAUCCAUGGCCUUAUGGGGGAGGAGCGGGAGUUAGGCAGGGCUAUUGUUAGGUCUGCUUAUUAGGACUUGGUGAGAGUGGAUGGGUGAGAGAGGCUGGCGGAGGCUGCCCCACCCAGUCUCUGGGUAUAUGAAGCAGGAAGUAUAGGUCUAAGUCUGAGGGGAGAGGAAGAAACACAGGAAGUCCAAGGGUGAGGAGAAGAGAGAACACAGUCCCUGUCAUCUGUCAUCGUACUUCUUAAAGACACUCAUCUCAGUAAUAUACCACAAUAUAUUUCACACUUAUUCCCUUUUACCAAGGAAUUUCUCCUGAUGAAAUACAUAUCUACAUGUCUGCUUCAGAUGUGAUGUAUGUUUGCUAUAAAUCUGCCUGUGUAAGAUCAAACACAUACUGCUCAAUGUCUUUCUGUGGCCGUGCAUUCAAAUAAUAAUCAAUUUCACUCUCUCUUUCUCUCCCUUUCUUUCUCCCUCUAUCCAUCCCUCAAUCAGUUCUAUCUCCAGUCCAGGUUCACGUGGCGAGGUGCCCGGUUGCUCCGCCCCCUCGUCCAGUUCACGCUGCUGAUGAUGGCAUUCUAUACCGGCCUAUCACGCGUCUCCGACCACAAGCACCACCCCACAGACGUACUGGCCGGCUUUGUACAGGGCGCCCUGGUGGCCUACUGCAUAGUGAGUACACACAAAGACAAACACAAACACACACACAUUUAAUCCUGGUCCUGUGGACCCAAAGGGGUGCACAUUUUUUGUUUUUGCCCUAGCACUACACCUGAUUCCACUCAAGCCCAGUUCCAAAGGCUUGAUUAGUUGAUUAUUUGAAUCAGGUGUGUAGUGCUAGGGCAAAACCUUUGGGUCCCCAGAACCAGAACUAAGAAACGCUGGCCUACUGCAUGGUGAGUCACUGUUAGUCAUCUAUUGUAUUGUGACUGUAAGGGUUAGGGUUAGAGGUCAGAGGUCAGAGGUCAGGGUUAGUCUGUUGUGAGUCAGGGCAGAUCAGGUAAUCAGAGAUAUCAGGCAUGAGAGAGAGAGAAUGUAUUGAGACUCCAAGACAUUCUCCAGACCUACUCCCCUACUUUUUCUCUCUCUCAACUCCGCCUCUCCUCUUUGCCCUCUCACUCUCUCUUUCGGUCUUUCUACCUCUCUCUCUCUCGCUCUCUCUCUCUCUCUCUCUCUCUCUCUCUCUCUGUCUUUCUACCCCCCUCUCUCUCUUUUUCUUUCUCUCGCUCUCUCUCUACCUCCCUCUCCACCCCUCUGUGAAAUAAAGCAGGCUCCGAAGUGAAGAGAAUCUGAUUCCCUUUAAUGAAUAGCACAUUGCCUGGAGCCAGCUCCCCAGGAGAGAGAUUGUGUGUGUGUGAGAGAGAGAGGGAGAGGUAACCAUCAUAGCUUUACUGUAACAAACUGUAACCAUCAUAGCUUUACUAAGCCGUAUGUUGCCAAGGAAAAUUACAUUUGGGUGAGGGGAAAAGAGAGAGAGAGAGAGAGAUGGGGGAGAUUGGUCUUUGAAACAAAAAUGAGGUUGUUAAUUUUUUUUUAUUAAUUUUUUAUUUGGCUGCUCUGGUUUUAUCACCUCAGCAUGACACACACACACACACACACACAUACACACACACACACACACACACACACCCACACACACUCCUACCUUGCCCUCAUUCAGUUCAGGAAUGGAAAUGGUUAGAUUCAUAAAGUGAGAGAAGCCAUGGUGGCGCCUAGGCUCAGCUACUGACAUAUCUCUGGCACUGCCACACACACCACUCUGGGAACCUUUAUAAACACACACAUAUUGCCAGGGCUGGGCAGGGGUACUGACAGCGCCCCUUUUUUAGAACGUUUCUACCAGGCUGAACUUAGAGAACCUGCCCAAAACUCCACUGGGUAGGAGAGGUUGUAGGAGGUUGUAGGAGAGGUUCUGAUCCAAUCAAAACUCUGUUAGCUGUUCUUAUUGCCCUGUCAGCAUUGUCAGUCAUCAAUCAUCUGGAACAAUAUAAACGUUAAUAAGAGAAACAUCAACAUCUACUGAAAUGAGUUCACUCUUAGAAAAAAAGGUGCUAUCUAGAACCAAAAAGGGUUAUUCGGCUGUCCCCAUAGGAGAACCCUUUAAAGAACACCUUUUGGUUCCAGGUAGAACCCUUUUGGGUUCCAUGUAGAACCCUUUCCACAGAGGGUUCUACAUGGAUCCCAAAAGUGUUCUACCUGGAACCAGAAAGGGUUCUCCUAUGGGGACAGCCGCAGAACCCUUUAGGAACCCUUUUUUGUAAGAGUGUACGUAUGAGAGGACAGAGGGAGGAGAGAGGGAAGAGGAGAGAAGGACAGAAGGGGAGGAGAGGAGAAGUUUUCUUAGCUUUGUGUAUAUGUGUAUUUCAUAGAGAACUCGGCUAUUCUUCAGAGCGACAGCCAAGAUACCUGCACACACAUACACACACACACCGCUGCAGAUCGCGGUUAUGGGCUUAGCUAGUUUAACAACACUGCUGCCUUCUCCAGUCAGGGUAGAAACACAGAAACAUCUGGGAUCAUUUUAGAGGUGCUGUUAAGAGAGGGGGAGGAGAGGGAGGGAGAUGAGUGGGAUUCAAACACUUUAGAGGUAUUUAACCCUCUCAAUAAGCUACAGUGAAGAGAUGAAGGUACCUGCGUGUUCAUACCACUAUCACCCACUCUUUCACCCACUGGCCUUUUCUGAUGUCUGAAGAACUUCUAUAGAAGCACACAGACAUGUCAGGCCUCUUUAUACACUGAGUGUACAAAACAUUAGGAACACCUUCCUAAUGUUGAGUUGCACCCACCACACACCCCUUUUGCCCUCAGAACAGCCGCAAUUCGUUUGGGAAUGUACUCAACAAUGUGUCGAAAGCGUUCCACAGGGAUGUUGGCCCAUGUUGACUCCAAUGCUUCCCACAGUUGUGUCAAGUUGACUGGAUCUCCUUUGGGUGCUGGACCAUUCUUGAUACACACAGAAAACUGUAGAGUGUGAAACACCCAGCAGCGCUGCAGUUCUUGACACACUCAAACCUGUGCGCCUGUCACCUGCUACCAUACCCCGUUCAAAGGCACUUCAAUAUAUUGUCUUGCCCAUUCACCCUCUGAAUGACACACAUACACAAUCCAUGUCUCAAUUGUCUCAUGGUUUAAAAAUCCUUCUUUAACCUGUCUCCUCCCCUUCAUCUACACUGACUGAAGUGGAUUUAACAAGUGACAUCAAUAUGGGAUCAUAGCUUUCACCUGGAUUCACCUGGUCAGUCUAUGUCCUUCAAACUCAACUCUAAGCCAGUUCCAUUGCAUUUUUUCACUGCUCCCCUCUAAUCAGGGACUGAUUUAUACCUGGGAGACCAGGUGUGUGCAAUGUCCGCGCCCCUACCAAAAUUGAUGUUUUUUUUUGUUUUUAGGGGGUAGAUCAGCUUUAAUAUUUCAGAUAAAUUGUAACUUCCAUCAAUGUAAUUGUGUGCAUCACUUCCAAUCCCCCAUAUGUUUUUUUUCUCUCACAAAUAUAUAUACACUGCUCAAAAAAAUAAAGGGAACACUUAAACAACACAUCCUAGAUCUGAAUGAAUGAAAUAAUCUUAUUAAAUACUUUUUUCUUUACAUAGUUGAAUGUGCUGACAACAAAAUCACACAAAAAUUAUCCAUGGAAAUCAAAUUUAUCAACCCAUGGAGGUCUGGAUUUGGAGUCACCCUCAAAAUUAAAGUGGAAAAUCACACUACAGGCUGAUCCAACUUUGAUGUAAUGUCCUUAAAACAAGUCAAAAUGAGGCUCAGUAGUGUGUGUGGCCUCCACGUGCCUGUAUGACCUCCCUACAACGCCUGGGCAUGCUCCUGAUGAGGUGGCGGAUGGUCUCCUGAGGGAUCUCCUCCCAGACCUGGACUAAAGCAUCCGCCAACUCCUGGAUAGUCUGUGGUGCAACAUGGCGUUGGUGGAUGGAGCGAGACAUGAUGUCCCAGAAGUGCUCAAUUGGAUUCAGGUCUGGGGAACAGGCGGGCCAGUCCAUAGCAUCAAUGCCUUCCUCUUGCAGGAACUGCUGACACACUCCAGCCACAUGAGGUCUAGCAUUGUCUUGCAUUAGGAGGAACCCAGGGCCAACCGCACCAGCAUAUGGUCUCACAAGGGGUCUGAGGAUCUCAUCUCGGUACCUAAUGGCAGUCAGGCUACCUCUGGCGAGCACAUGGAGGGCUGAGCGGCCCCCCAAAGAAAUGCCACCCCACACCAUGACUGACACACCGCCAAACCGGUCAUGCUGGAUGAUGUUGCAGGCAGCAGAACAUUCUCCACGGCGUCUCCAGACUCUGUCACGUCUGUCACAUGUGCUCAGUGUGAACCUGCUUUCAUCUGUGAAGAGCACAGGGCGCCAGUGGCGAAUUUGCCAAUCUUGGUGUUCUCUGGCAAAUGCCAAACGUCCUGCACGGUGUUGGGCUGUAAGCACAACCCCCACCUGUGGACGUCGUGCCCUCAUACCACCCUCAUGGAGUCUGUUUCUGACAGUUUGAGCAGACACAUGCACAUUUGUGGCCUGCUGGAGGUCAUUUUGCAGGGCUCUGGCAGUGCUCCUCCUGCUCCUCCUUGCACAAAGUCGGAGGUAGCGGUCCUGCUGCUGGGUUGUUGCCCUCCUACGGCCUCCUCCACGUCUCCUGAUGUACUGGCCUGUCUCCUGGUAGCGCCUCCAUGCUCUGGACACUACGCUGACAGACACAGCAAACCUUCUUGCCACAGCUCGCAUUGAUGUGCCAUCCUGGAUGAGCUGCACUACCUGAGUCACUUGUGUGGGUUGUAGACUCCGUCUCAUGCUACUACUAGAGUGAAAGCACCGCCAGCAUUCAAAAGUGACCAAAACAUCAGCCAGGAAGCAUAGGAACUGAGAAGUGGUCUGUGGUCACCACCUGCAGAACCAUUUCGUCUAUUCCAUUUGCACAACAGAAUGUGACAUUUAUUGUCAAUCAGUGUUGCUUCCUAAGUGGACAGUUUGAUUUCACAGAAGUGUGAUUGACUUGGAGUUACAUUGUGUUGUUUAAGUGUUCCCUUUAUUUUUUGGAGCAGUGUAUAUAUAUAUAUAUAUAUAUAUAUAUAUAUAUAUAUAUAUAUAUAUAUAUAUAAAUACAUAUACAUAUCCUUUAAAAAUAUAUAUCUCCCUUUAUUACUUUUCAACCCCACCACCCCUUCCCUAAUUGGAGUAAACUAGUGAACAACAAUGCUAAGGCCUCUACUUCCAGCUUAUACAUACUAUAGACAUUUUAUGGACACAGUCAAUUUUACAAUAAUUCUAUUUUGUUUGUUUUUACUCCUGAACUUCCUCUACCCUCAACCUCUCCGAUCAUUUUCAUGAUGUCCAUCCGGUUUGCUUCUAUAAGCCAUAUCUUUCUAACUGUGUUCUUUCACAAAAGCUCUCAACCUAUAACCUAUAUACUUAUUAUUGACACAGUAUUCUUUACAUUAGUUAUCUUGUUGUUAUUAGUUGUUGUUAGUUGUUAUUAGUCCCAUCCUUCAACUUCAUUCAACACCUCCCAUCUAUCUCUUAACACCAUCCAUAUUGGAUUUCUAUUUGCCAUAUAUUUUUCAACUGUACUGUGAUGUUUCACAAAAGUUCUGAACCCUUCUAUGCUCAUUGUUUCUACAGAUUGUCUAUUUAAAAUAAACAUUUUUGCUAAAAGUAUUAUUAUAUUAUUGAUCGAUUGACUAUGACUUUUCAGAUCACCCAGUAGUGCUAUCUGCAGGGUUAGCUCCAGGUAAUUAUUGCAAUCCUUCAGCCAUUCCUGGGCCUGUGUCCAAAAACAAGCUACAAAUGGACAGUACCAAAACAAAUGAUCUAACGAUUCCCUCUUUGCAGCAAAAUCUGCAGAGCUGGGAAGAUUGUAUCCCCCAUAUAAAUAACAUUAUAUUGGUAGCAAGAAUUUUGUAUAAUAAUUUAAAUAGAACAAUUCUAAGUUUAUUCUACAAAAAUCGAAUUAGCAUAUUAAAACAAUCCCCAUCAAAAUCCGUCAGUUUAAGCUAGAGAUAUGUGUUUUUUUGGCAUUUGAUGCGUCUCAAUCCACCGCACUUCCACAUCUGUGGUGAAAGGUGACAGAGCUAGAGCGGUGUUUGUCACACCAUGAGACAUCCCGAAAAUCGGGUUUUCUCACAAAAUAUUCUGUAGCGUCCGAACGGUUUGGCCUACAAACUAUUAUGACCCCUCUGAGCUAAAUGAUCCUUGGUCUGACCUUCUUAAAACAAUUCCAUAUAGCUUAGCAGAACCCCCUCCCCCGGCUUAGACAGGGCUUAGACUCUUAUGGGUUAAUCAUCAGGUAGAACAGAAAACCAGCAGGCUCCGGACCUCGUAGGGUAAGAGUUGAAUACCCCUGGUCUAUGUCAUGGAAAGAGCAGGUGCUCCUAAUGUUUUGUAUACUCAGUGUAUAGAAGCUUCUCUGUUAGUGAUGCUGAAGGCCUCCAUAUGUAUUCUUACAAUUCCCCAUACUGCUAUCUCACACGGUCUCUGAGCGAGGGGUUAGCUUUAGAAACACACAUGCACAUAGCUAUAGGAGCAAGAGGUUUGCUUUAGACACGCUUUGGGCUGUGGUAGGUUCUGAUGAAAUCCACAGGUUGUGUCGUGGCACGAUAUUCUCUAAAACACAGUGAGCCGUGCUUGUUUCUUUCAGACACACUCACUUCCUUCCUGCUGUGCCACGAUGUCUGUUUGACUCAGCGUCUUCAUGAUUCACAUGGUGUGACAGAGGACUCUAAACAUGACUGGCAGACUGGCAUUAGCAAUAGUAUUAUGACUGUAAUCUGCAGAGCCAUCCCAGGAUGUACGCAGUGAUGGAGGGAUCUGAUGAAGAGAGGGAUGAAACACUCCUCCAUCAGUGGGGAUGACUGUAUCCUCUAUCUAUCACACUGUACACACACCACACUUCUCCCUGACUCCCUGAGACAGUGUUCCCCCUUUAAAUGUUCCGCUGGCAUGUUUCCAGUAGGACCACAUUAAGGAGUGCACAGUCCCCCUCUCCCCUGGUGUCUGCUGCUGAGUCUGCAUUUCUCACACAAUAGUCUGGGAGGUGGUGUGUGUGUGUGUGUGUGCACAGGAAGCCUCUUUGCUGUGAUAAGGCCUGGACCAUCCAGGGGUUAGAGGUCAGAGGUGGUCACCAGGGGGACAAGGCCUGCUCUGAUUGGAUGACUAGGUCCUUGUGAGGACAGCGGUUUGGAAUGCGUCCCGUCUGAGGAAGGGGUUUGAAAUGCUGCCCACAUCUUUAAAUGUCGUGGCCAGAUAUAUGAUACCAUUCACCACUCUGCUCAAAAUACUGCUACACACACACCACAUACAUGAAUUCACAUUUGUAAGUAUGAAUGCACACACACGCAUGCAUGCACACACAGACAUACAAACACACACACACACACACAGGGCCUGUUUUUCUAGUGAAGUAUCUUUGUGUGUUGUUGAGCUGAGAGGGUCUAUUAUGGGUCUCUCUAUGAUGAUGUCCUGACUCCGUCAAAGGUCAUUAGUAAAGGUUGUUAAAGGUCAUGCUCUGACAGCAGUCUGGAAUAUGACCCCUCAUCUCUAUAUCUGUCCCCAUCAGCUGAGCCUGUUUGGAUGUGUGGGAGAAGGAGAGAAGGAAGGAUGAGAGGAGGAAGGUGAAAAGAGGAAGAGAAGAAAGGAGGAGAGAAAGAGAAGGAAGGAGUAGUGAAGGAGAGAGGGCGACUUCAGGGCUUAAGUCAUAAUAUCCCAUUGCUAAGGGCUGUUAUAUCCCGUUGCUAACAGCCUUUUCCAUAGGCCCACUUCCUGCCCAGUCUGCCCGGUUUCCUGUUUGGCCGAUGAUGUCAUCAGGACCUCCAUAUCUCUUCCUCCCUCUCGGGAAACUCAGGGGGAGGCGGAAGGUGGAGAGAGGGGGGAGGACAGGGGUGAGGAGGGAGGAGAUGGGUGAAAGAGAAGGAUAGAGCAGUGACCUCAGGAAGAGGCUGGCAUUCCGUUUCUCUUCCUCCCUCUGCCUCCCACGCUAGGGCAUAGUGAGCUCACUACCCGGGGGGGAGGGUGAGGAAGAGGGUGGAGAGAGGGCUGAGGAAAGGGGUGAGGAAGGGAGAGACAUCUUACGCCUGGCUCACUGUGUUCAAGUCCUAAUAAUGAUGAUGAUGAUGAUGAUGAUGUAGGGCUGUGGUCAAAUUCCUCUCUAGCUACUUAUUAUGUGUAGGUACUUUAACUCUCUCUCUCGCUCUCCCUCUAUCGCUCUCUAGGUGUUCUAUGUAUCUGACCUGUUCAAACCGAGGGUGAAGCCUGCCUCGCCCCCUCCCUCCCCCAUCAAGAAGGAGCUCCUCCCCCCUGCUGACAUCAUCGAGCGGAACAACCACCACAACAUGGUGUGAGACAGGCCCCGCCCCUUCCCGUGACCGAGGAGCCUAUCACAGCGCUGUUCGCCUCCCAUUGGACAGUAGAAUGUAGCGACCAGAGAGACUGUCGCCAUGUCUCAUAUCACACUCUGUUCCUUAUUUAGUGCGCUACUUAUCACACCCUGUGGUCCAAAGUAGUGCACUACUUAGGAAAUAGCCUGUUAUUUGAGACCUGCCCUGCAGAGACCACUCUCACUAUCCAGACUCUUUAACUACUAUUGUUAUUACUACUAUUCUGAUUUGAGCCCAAGUUAGAGCAAAAAUAAAAUAAUCAAAAGCUAAAAGACAAGAAGUUACAGACAGCAGUGCAGAGCCACUGAAACGGAACACUUUGUAACUACACAAAGGGAAAAAAUAAAAAUAAGUGAAUGAAUGAAUGAAGGAAAGACAGAGAAACUGUCUCUGUCUGAGGCCUUGACAUAGGAUAACAACUUCCUUAGUGAUAGGAACGAUAUUACUGCAAUAUUACUAGCAAACGACACAUACAGUAUAUGAGUAACAUUACAGAGCAGAAUCAUUUACAGCACUAUAAUCCAGUUGACUGUCAAUUAUCACCACUCGCCACCAGAUGGAGCAGCUAUUAGAAUGCUUGUUGAUGAUCACGUAGAGCAGGGGUGUCAAACUCAU
This is a messenger RNA of Coregonus sp. 'balchen', 43917 nucleotides long. The record is from the annotation of a GenBank genome assembly. Lineage: Eukaryota; Metazoa; Chordata; Actinopteri; Salmoniformes; Salmonidae.